Molecule: messenger RNA, 327 nt
Organism: Thermothielavioides terrestris NRRL 8126
Lineage: Eukaryota; Fungi; Ascomycota; Sordariomycetes; Sordariales; Chaetomiaceae
Exons: 1
Source: RefSeq, a predicted model, not a curated record
GUCGUGGAAGCUGGUGCAGACCAGGGUCACCGAUUUCUCGGCAGUGCGCAGCAUAUUAACUGCGUCGGCCACCGUGCAUGGUUGCGUCUUGAUGAUGGUCUGGUCCUCCAAGGGCGGGAACGGCACCAGGAAGGAUGUCCCCGUCAUCAGAAAGGCAUCGACAAAGAGGGACUCGCUGACAUUCAACGUCUUCAGUAUGUGCUUCUUGGAAACCGCAUACACCAUCUUGGCAUCCCAGUCAAUGGUCCGGAUGACGCAGUCCCGGAUGGGGUACAGCAGAAGCUCCGAGGACCCCAUGAUGCCGGCGCACUGGUCCGAAUCGCAUAA